Molecule: messenger RNA, 1932 nt
Organism: Xenopus laevis (African clawed frog)
Lineage: Eukaryota; Metazoa; Chordata; Amphibia; Anura; Pipidae
Gene: ifitm5.L
Product: interferon induced transmembrane protein 5 L homeolog
Exons: 3
Coding region: 576-1073 (165 amino acids)
Biological process (GO): bone morphogenesis; bone mineralization
Cellular component (GO): plasma membrane; membrane
Source: RefSeq, a predicted model, not a curated record
CACCAUCACAUCAGCUCCAUAUAGUGCAGGGGUGUCCAAACUUUUUACAACGAGGGCCAAAUUUGGUGAGAUGAAAAUGUUUGGGGGCCGACCAAUCAGCAUGACAUUGUUUGAUUCGAACCAUUAAGUAUAUAUAUAUUCAUGAAGCUGCUGUAUCCAGGCAAAAUUAAAUGUGAAGCCAUUAUGGUAUGUUAGUGCCCUACUCCACUGAUCUUCUUCUGUCCCCAUAGCCAGCCCUUACCCACCCCCACAUCCAGCCUCUGUAGUCUAUAAUAACUUUUAUUUCAAUUGUUUAUUCUCUCUCCGUUAGACACUCACCUUUGGAAACUCCCCCUCCCUCUCAGAAACAGGCAUGAAAAAAAAGCUUAAAACUCUGUCUCCUCCUUUAAACACAAGCACUCCCUCUGGAGCUCCCCCUCCCUGCCAGAAACUAAAGGUGGACUCCGACUGUGAUUUACUUCCCUGCUGGCACACAUUCAUUUCUAUGUGAUCGCUGAUACAGGCGUUAGAUAAGCAGGAUCAAGCUGCAGCAGCACAUUCAACACUCGCGUCUCUCAGUGAUCACAUAGAAAUGAAUGUGCGGCAGCAGGGAAGUAAGUUCGAGUCCACCUUUAGUUUCUGGCAGGGAGGGGGAGCCGGCAGCUGCAGCAGAGAGAGCUGGACACAAUAUGGAUACCCGUUACCCUCGGGAGGAGGAAAUCGUUCAGAAGGAACCCAAGAAAACAGAUUCACCCAGUACUGUUAUUACAGUGGGAACCCCAGCCCCAAUUCGAGAUCAUCUGAUCUGGUCUCUGUGUAACACAUUGUACCUGAACCUCUUCUGCCUGGGUUUCAUUGCACUGAUCUACUCAAUCAAGGUACGAGAUCAGAAGGUGCAAGGAAACGAUCAAGCAGCGCGGCGAUAUGCUAAGAAGGCACACUGCUAUAACAUGCUGGCCACGGUGUGGAACAUCACAGUCCCCGCGCUGCUCUUGGCGGCACUGAUCAUCGGUAUCGUGCACCUGUCCCAAGUGGUGAGCGGCAUAAUAGACUUUUUUGGGCUGCGAGGCGGCAGUGGUGAUGAUGAGAAGUAAAUCUGAAGCCGUGUCAUCCUGACUGCCCGGGUAUGGGAAAUCAGGCAGAAGCCACUGUUUGCUGGACUGACAAAAAUAAAGCUGGUUUAGUAGCACCCCGAAUCCCAGUCAAUCAGCCCAAUAAAACAUACAUUUAAAAAGUGGGAAAAUAUUGUAUAUGCCAUUCAUCGUAUUAACCCCAUGAAUUUUGGGCAAAUGGUCAAAGGAUUGUAAGUGAAUUACUCACAUGCCACUAGAGACCUGCAUGAGUUUUGCAGAACCGCACCAAACCCAAUGACCCCCAGCUCACACCCACUUAGGCACAUUAUUCCCCCCUAUCUUCAUAGACAGGACUCACCCCAGCGUAAGCAUCACAUAAGCUGAAAGUGAUGUCACAUUUUUCCUAUGACGCAGUAAGUUGUCCUGUUACACCCUCUCAAAUUGCCACCUACCUGCAGCUAAAGGGUGCACAUGAACUGUGGGCGGAAUGCCCACAUGUUCAGAACACGAGGCAUAUUCUACUGACCACUUUGCAGGUAUUCAGCGAAGGGUAAGCAGAAGAGGCAUGUGUCUAAGGCACAAUGUUGGGGAGGGGUACCAGGCACGUACCUCUCGACUGCUCAUUUGUAGCGCCUUUAUAAACUUCUCACUUGCUUGAUAGUGCUGCACUUGUGCCCCCGGCAUACACAUGCAACUGCAGGAGCGUGCGCAUACAAGCACAAGGGAUGGAUGGUAGAUGGGAGCCCUUUACCUUGGGCAACUCAGUGACUUGGCCCGGCACUGUCCACAGGUACCUGCUGCAGGACUCUACAUAAGGCAGGCGCCAUAAGGGGAUUGUUUGAUUUUUAUAACAUGUAAUAAACUUGUACUUUUUAACUUA